Molecule: messenger RNA, 507 nt
Organism: Hydra vulgaris (swiftwater hydra)
Lineage: Eukaryota; Metazoa; Cnidaria; Hydrozoa; Anthoathecata; Hydridae
Source: RefSeq, a predicted model, not a curated record
AUGAUUAUAGUUUAUAACAAAAGUAUUUAUGAAUCAAAAGCUAUAUCUAACAAAUUUAAUAAAUACUUUAUCGAAAUCGGCCCUAAAUUAGCUAAUAAUGUUCUCUUUACCCCAGUCGCAUUCAAUGAUUUCUUAGUACCAAAGGAUGAUUGCAACUGUUCCAAAGAAAUAUACUCAGAAUUAUCUUUUGAUGAAUUUCAAAUCGCCUUUAAAUCACUAAAAAAAAAAAAAGCUAUCGGAGCUGAUGGAAUAAAUGGUGACAUAACUAUCGAGUGUUUUGAUCAUCUCAAAAAUAUUCUUUAUAAAGUUUAUAAAUCAUCUGUCUACCAAGGAGUUUUUCUUGAUCGUCUAAAAAUUGCAAUAAUUAUUUUAAUUUUGAAAGAAGGAGACUGUUGCAAUAUCAGUAACUAUCGCCCUAUAUCUAUCCUUUCUACCUUUUCAAAAAUCUUAGAGCGUAUUAUGUACAAUAGAGUAGGGGAGAGUGGUACUGAAUGGACCUUGUACUGA